Fonsecaea multimorphosa CBS 102226 is the source of this 1533-nucleotide messenger RNA. RefSeq lists its product as uncharacterized. The transcript is spliced from 4 exons. The coding region runs from base 1 to 1533 and encodes 510 amino acids. The record is from RefSeq and is a predicted model, not a curated record. NCBI's taxonomy places the organism in Eukaryota, Fungi, Ascomycota, Eurotiomycetes, Chaetothyriales, Herpotrichiellaceae.
AUGGAGUCACAAGGAGGCGACAUGUCUCCCCCUGCUCAACCGAGCACUGGCACCUCGAGGGCCAGUAGGAUGUCGCCUGCCCGGCUUGCGAGGAAAAGAAAGGCGGAUAGAGAGUCGCAAAAGGCCUCGCGCUUGAAACAGAAGAACUACAUCGCCCAUUUGGAGGCCUUGGUCAAGUCCUUGGAUGCUACGGCGGGCUCCGACCCGGUCGAGCUGCUGAAACAGCAGGGGGCAGAGAAUGUCGAGAUCAAAAAGGCCCUCACAACCAUUUGCAAAAUCGCCCAGACGGCUCUGGGUGUGGGCGCGGGCGACGGCCGAUAUCUGGGUACCUCUUCUUCACCCGAUCCGAUGACCGAUCAAGCAGACGUCAAAGACAUGAAGCCUGAUCCCCCCAAACUCAGGAAAAUCCAGCCUUCUCAGACGGCCAAAUUGGAUUACGCCACCGAUCCUGUUAAAUGCAUGGGUGAAUCAGACACGACGAUUUUAUCCGCCGCUGAUGCCCAUCCACAUGGCGCCGGGUUUCCCUCAAUGUUCACAGAAGAUGACGAGAAUUUGGGAGAGUUCAUCCACCAUGAUCUCCUGGACUUCCCGCUCCGAGAGCAGGGCGCUCAACAGACUUUCGACACACCAGAACUUCUCUGUGGCAGAGAUGCCAUGUCCACGGCCCAACCGGCCCCUGGCCCCUGGGCAUUUGCAUCGCUAUCGGAAUCUCUAUUACCUUUACGCACCCACCACCCUGAUCCUGGAGGCCGGGACUGGGUAUCCACGGUAAACCUGCUAAGCGGACCUGUUGUGUUUCCGCUUGAAUCUCCUGAUGAUGUACUCGAUGGAGACAUUCCAAUCUCAGCCGUGUUGCGUGGCUGGGAUGCAGUCGAGGCCCGGCGGCCGCUGGAUCCAGGGUGGAAGGUCCUUCGAGAAAUUGACCAAAAUAUUUUUAUCGGAUGCGGCAUUGCUGAAAGAUUGGCCGUCUUGCGAAUCAUGAGGUUGAUGUGCCACUAUAUGACGACAGCAGAACGGCGGCCAGAGCUGCCUCCUUUCAUGCUUAAACGGCCAUGUCAAGAGCACAUCAAACAUCAUCCAAUGGUUGACUAUCUCGUCUGGCCGGGACUUCGUGAAAGAUUAAUCUUCUCGCAACAAAAGUUCGCGGCCAACGCAGAUCGAUAUACCGAGCUCUUCCGCACCAACUUCCGUUUCCUGUGGCCUUUCGAGCCUGAGGACAUCUACUAUCGGGACCCAGACACAGGCCGAUAUGCAUUCUCCGAACAGUUUAUCGGACGAACGGAGGAUUUAUCCUGCUGGACGAUGCACAAUGACUAUUUCAUUGUCCUGCCAGAACUACGUGGAGAUGUGCCUGCCUUCCCUCAAACUUCUAUCUACACCUUGAGUCAACAGCCUUCGGUGUCACAACAGGCCAUUCAGCGAAAGCCCUUGACUAGGUCAGGAGACGACCAAGAGUCCUCGCAAAACGAGAAGUCUUCGGUCAACAUUGAUUUUCCUCAUACCAUGUGGGGGAGGAUGUCACAAAUGUCUUGA